This is a messenger RNA of Carya illinoinensis, 789 nucleotides long. RefSeq lists its product as uncharacterized. Gene Ontology annotation, molecular function: RNA-DNA hybrid ribonuclease activity; nucleic acid binding. The record is from RefSeq and is a predicted model, not a curated record. The coding region runs from base 1 to 789 and encodes 262 amino acids. The transcript has a single exon. NCBI's taxonomy places the organism in Eukaryota, Viridiplantae, Streptophyta, Magnoliopsida, Fagales, Juglandaceae.
AUGUUUGCUUGGAGAGUUUGUAAGGAUAUUUUGCCCACUCCUGUAAACCUAAGGUGGAAAAAGGUGGUGGAGGAAUCUUUAUGUUGCUUUUGUUUGGAUAAUGAGGAAGAUAUUAAUCAUGCUUUGUUAAUCUGCCCUACUAAUCAAAUUGUUUGGCAAAAAUACUUCCCUUUAUUCAAGGUUUUUAAUUCAUCUCUCACCUUUCUUCAAACUGUCCGAAGGAUCCAGAUGCAAGGUAGUGAGGAAGAUUUCACCUUAUUCUUUGUCCUUUGUUGGAGCUUAUGGUAUAGAAGAAAUCAAAUGCAAAUGGAGCAGACUAUCAUCCAACCUGUGCAAGCUGCGGAGCAUGCUAUAUCAAUCUACAAGGCUUUCAAAGAUGUGCAAGGUACUACAUCACGGCAGCAACUACAACAGCUAUCUAAGUGGCAAGCUCCACCAGAUGGGUUUCUUAAAGUUAAUGUAGAUGGAGCUAUCUUUGUGGAUCAAAGGAGAGCUGGCAUUGGAGUUGUUUUGUGGGAUACCAAUGGAGUUGUAUUGAUGGCUGCAAGCAAAACUGAGAUGGAGGUGGAUGAGGCAGCAACUAUUGAAGCUAUUGCUGUCUUGAGAGGGAUACAACUCUGCCUUCCACUUGGCAUUCCGAAAUUGAUCAUUGAAACAUAUUGUCCUAAUGUGGUUCAAGAGUUGCAGUCCUCUAAAGCCUUGUAUGCUAGUGCUGGGAAUUUGUUUGCUGACAUUAAGCACCUAUUGCUGCAUUUUCAGGAAUACAAGUGGCACAUGUUAUUAGGAUAG